This is a messenger RNA of Sceloporus undulatus (fence lizard), 2611 nucleotides long. It is a transcript of the gene PRPF3, whose product is annotated as pre-mRNA processing factor 3. Gene Ontology annotation, biological process: mRNA splicing, via spliceosome. Gene Ontology annotation, cellular component: U4/U6 x U5 tri-snRNP complex. The record is from RefSeq and is a predicted model, not a curated record. The transcript has 16 exons. NCBI's taxonomy places the organism in Eukaryota, Metazoa, Chordata, Lepidosauria, Squamata, Phrynosomatidae. Bases 137 to 2611 code for a protein of 824 amino acids.
CUUCCGUCGCUCUCGGUGACCCUUGGCUUCCGCUUCCGCCCCGAGAACGACGUCCGCGCUCCGUCAGUGGCUGCUUUUGGGGCCGAGAAGGAAGGCGAGAAGGGCCCCGAAGAAGGGGAGGAAGACUCUCAUAGCGAUGGCGCUCUCCAAGAGGGAGCUGGACGAGCUGAAGCCAUGGGUGGAGAAGACGGUCAAGCGCGUCCUGGGCUUCUCGGAGCCCACCGUGGUCACCGCUGCCUUGAACUGCGUGGGGAAGGGGAUGGACAAGAAGAAAGCAGCCGAUCACCUCAAGCCUUUCCUGGAUGACUCCACUCUGCGGUUCGUCGACAAACUCUUUGAAGCGGUGGAGGAAGGCCGAAGUUCCCGACACUCCAAGUCCAACAGCGACCGGAACCGCAAGAGAGAGUUGAAGGAUGUGUUUGGCGAAGACCCUGACAUUUCAAAGGAGUCUUCGGGAGUCAAGAAGCGUCGCAUCCCUCGCUUUGAAGAAGUGGAGGAAGAGCCGGAAGUGAUCCCCGGCCCUCCAACAGAAAGCCCAGGGAUGCUGACUAAAUUGCAGAUCAAGCAAAUGAUGGAAGCAGCAACACGGCAGAUUGAGGAAAGGAAAAAACAGCUGAGUUUCAUCAGCCCGCCUGCGCCUCAGCCAAAAACUCCAACAACAACGACAACAACAACGACGCAGCCUGAGCCCCUCCCCAUCGGCAACACCAUCCAGCCCUCACAGGCGGCCACCUUCAUGAACGACGCCAUUGAAAAGGCCCGGAAGGCCGCUGAGCUCCAAGCCCGGAUUCAGGCUCAGCUGGCCUUGAAACCCGGGCUCAUUGGCAACACCAACAUGGUCGGCUUGGCCAACCUGCACGCCAUGGGGAUUGCUCCGCCGAAAGUGGAGCUGAAGGACCAGACCAAGCCAACGCCGCUGAUCCUGGAUGAGCAGGGGCGCACGGUCGAUGCCAGCGGCAAAGAGAUUGAGCUGACGCACCGCAUGCCAACCCUCAAGGCCAACAUCCGGGCCGUCAAGAGGGAGCAGUUCAAGCAGCAGCUCAAGGAGAAGCCCUCCGAGGACAUGGAGUCCAACACCUACUUCGACCCCCGUGUCUCUAUCACCCCAGCUCAGCGGCAGAAGAGGACCUUCAAGUUCCACGACAAGGGCAAGUUCGAAAAAAUCGCACAGAGGUUGCGGACGAAGGCCCAGCUGGAGAAACUCCAGGCUGAGAUCUCCCAAGCUGCCAAGAAGACAGGGAUCCACACUUCUACCAAGCUGGCUCUGAUCACGCCCAAAAAGGAGUUGAAAGAAGGAGAUAUCCCUGAGGUGGAAUGGUGGGACUCGUUCAUCAUCCCCAAUGGCAUCGACGUAAGAACGACUGAUUUCCUUCAAAGAGAGGACUAUCAUGGCAUCACGAACCUGGUGGAGCACCCGGCUCAGCUAAACCCUCCAGUGGACAGCGACACGCCGGUGACUCUGGGGGUCUAUCUAACCAAAAAGGAGCAGAAGAAACUCCGCCGCCAGACCCGCCGGGAAGCCCAGAAGGAGCUGCAGGAGAAGGUGAGGCUCGGCCUCAUGCCGCCUCCAGAACCAAAAGUACGGAUCUCAAACCUGAUGCGGGUUCUGGGGACGGAGGCUGUUCAGGACCCAACCAAAGUCGAGGCCCACGUGCGAGCGCAGAUGGCAAAGAGGCAAAAAGCUCACGAAGAGGCAAAUGCCGCAAGGAAGCUCACGGUGGAACAGAGGAAAGCGAAAAAGGUGAAAAAGCUUAAAGAAGAUAUUUCCCAGGGGGUUCAUAUAGCAGUUUAUAGAGUCCGCAAUCUAAGCAACCCAGCCAAGAAAUUCAAGAUCGAAGCCAACGCGAACCAGUUGUAUCUCACUGGAGUUGUGGUUUUGCACAAAGAUGUCAAUGUGGUCGUGGUGGAAGGAGGCCCUAAAGCACAAAAGAAAUUCAAACGGCUCAUGCUGCAUCGAAUAAAAUGGGAUGAACAGACAUCGAAUACGAAAGGAGACGGUAAGGAUGGGGGUUUUCUUGGUGCAUUGGGAAGGCAUGGGAAUUGCUCUGGCUCUCUCCAAUUGUUGAAGGCAAGGGCAGGCAAUUUGGAAAAGUUCAGUAGGUUGUCUGGACACUUAAGCCAUUAUAUGCAAAAGAGCUUCCUCCACAGCCAAGAAAGGCAACAGGAAGGAGGCGAUGUAUCGGAAAGACGAGGAGGAGGAGGUCGCGGGCUCUUGACGCACGCGAGGGUGGCGUUUGCCAAAGCUGUCACAUGCGCGAGCGGAGGAGCGGGGGGCCGGGGGGACGAGGGGGGGCGCAGUGAGAGCAGCCGGGGGGGGCGUGGCUUGAGCGUGCGCGUCGAGGCGUUGCGCCGGCGCGGUGAGAGUACGCCGGCGCUCAUGAGCAGCGUGGCGCCUCCUUCCCUCGGCGGCGUUGCUGUUGCGACAGAAGGGGAGGCAAUGGCGGCCGGAGGCGGCGGCAAGGCCUCCACCUCCUCUUCGUCCUCCUCUUCCCCUCGUCGCUCCUUUCCUCGUCGUCUUCUGUCGCGGCGGCGGCGGCGGCUGCGUGGGGUCUUUUCGCGCGUCCUCGUCGUCGCGGCCUUCGUCCUCGGCGCCCCUGGAGUCGUCUCUUAA